Molecule: messenger RNA, 633 nt
Organism: Laccaria bicolor S238N-H82
Lineage: Eukaryota; Fungi; Basidiomycota; Agaricomycetes; Agaricales; Hydnangiaceae
Exons: 3
Coding region: 1-633 (210 amino acids)
Source: RefSeq, a predicted model, not a curated record
AUGAUUGGGCUCCUUGAGGCCGAUUUGACAAUAGUGGAUUUCGGGCUUGGGCAGCGGGAGUUGGAUGAGUUGCAGGGCGUAACGCACAUCAUACAUAACGCCUGGCCCGUGAACUUUAACCUCCGCCUCUCUUCAUUCGAGCCGCACCUAAAGGGACUGUGUUACCUCAUCCGACUGGCCCUUUUAAACACAGGAACGAUAAGGAUAAUUUUCACUUCUUUGAUCGCAGUGCAAGUCGCUAUCCUCCUUCUUCCUCCACUUUCGCUUUCUCCCCCUCUUCAUCGUCGCAGAUCCCCCCCCAUCGUCCAAGUACCAGAAAUCCCACUAGACGCAACGCAUCCCGCGCCAUUCGGCUACGCACAAGCGAAAUGGGUCUGUGGACGACUUCUUGAGAGCGUGAAUCAGCUCUAUGGGUCGGCAGUACGCGCUUCCGUCGUACGUCUCGGACAAAUUACAGGCACGAUAGAUAAAGAAGCGUGGAAUGAAUGGGAGCAUGUUCCGUUGAUGGUGAGGACUGGACUUUGCAGGGUUUGGGGGUCGUGCCUGAUUUGCGGUGGACAGCCUCAUGGCUCCCCGUCGACCGCGCAAGUGAAAUCCUCAUCGACCUCUUAUUAUCGCCAUUCUUCAAACUAA